AUGAAACGACCAAAAAGUGCAUAAGCCUAAAAGCUGUCUGCCAGGAACAAAGAAGAAAUUUUAGAACAGAAACUAUCACCUAAUAGACCUUCAGAUUAAAAAUAAUCUUUAACCAAAACUAUAAAACUAAAGGUUUAACCAAAUAACAAUGAUAUCGGUGAUGAUAAUCAAAUGACAAGAUCAGAUCUCUUUACCAGAAAAAAAUCGGACCAUUUUACUUUGUUUACUUCCUUUUAACACAAGAUCAAAUUAUAGCAAAAUGAAAUUGACAUCCUCAAAUAACAAGUUUAACUCUAGUAGAGAUUGGCUGAAAAUAUACCAAGAGAUUUUCAACUUCAAAUUCAACAAUAUGAAGAAGAAAUUAAUCGUUUGAGAUCAUUUCUUGAAGAAGCUUUGCCAAGAGGAUCUGAACCGAAGAAAAAUUAGAUUAUUAGUUAUUUAUCUAAAAUCUAGGAGUAGAAGGGAGAGAUUAAUAAACUAAAGCUAUUAAAUGAUAACUUACAGAGAGAGCUCGAAAAACUUUAGAUUAUUGGAAAGAAAUAAUAAGAGUAGUUGAUGAAAGGAAACUAGCCAUCGUCUUAUAGAAAAUAGUUAAAUCAAAAUGAAAAUCAAAAUGAUGACAUUAAGACAAUCUAACAACAAUUUAAUUAACAGCUAUAAGAGAAAGAUAAAAAAUUAUUAGAAUUAACUAAAGUUCAAUAACAAAACUAACUUAAGUUAAAUUCUUAUUUCUAAAAUAUCGAAUAAUUGAAUUCCCAAUUAUAAGCAAAAUAAAAUGUUAUUAAACUUAUAGAAGCUGAAAAUUAGAAAUUAAAGGAGGAAUCAAAAUACAUAGAAGAUCAAUUACAAGAACAAUAAGAAAAUAUUAAUGAACUGAUAUAAGAGAAGCAGUCACUUGAAUAGAAUUUACAACAAAUCGAAUAGGAGUUAAAAACUAAAAAUGAGAAAGAUAAACAAAAUAUUAAGAUGUUAUCCAUUAUAAAGUCAGUCUCUAUAUUUGAUUAUCACUAACCUCCUAAAAAAGUUGAUGCAGUAUAAAAAAUUGAUAAGCCUAAAAAAGAAUUGCAAAUCUUUACUCUUAAAAAUGAAUAGGUAAUUUGCAAAAAUGAAAUAAAAAAACAUGAUUUUGGAUGUUAGUGUGAACUAAUUAUAAAAGAUGAAAAAAUAGAGACAAAAUCUAAGGAUUAGCUUGAAAAUUAAGAUUUUGUUGUAGAUCAUAAAUAAUAAAUCCAAAACUCAUCAUUUCAAGAAUAAAAUAUUAUAAUCAAAAAUGAUAAUGCUCAUCUCAAAUAAGAAAAUAUACAAAAAUAAUCUAUUAAUAAUAAAGUUGAAUUAGAAAUAAUUGAAGAAAUUGUUAAAGAUUAUAUAUCUUCAUUUCUAACCAACUUUCAAAGUCAUCAUUAACCUAGUUAAAAUAGUUAAGUGAAAUUUUAAAAUCACGACGAGUUAGCAAUAUCAUAAAAUAUUUCCAAUUAGUACUUGGAUGAUUUUGUAAUGAGCUUUUCAACAGAAGUAAUUUCAAUUAUUAAACCAGAAGUAGACAACUAUUUAUAAGGCUUCAUAGAAAAGUAAAAACUAUGA
Molecule: messenger RNA, 1581 nt
Organism: Paramecium tetraurelia
Lineage: Eukaryota; Ciliophora; Oligohymenophorea; Peniculida; Parameciidae
Exons: 4
Source: RefSeq, a predicted model, not a curated record